AUGUCGGAUGGAAACAAAGCUGUCAUUGCAGCAGAAAAGGAAGCUCUGAACUUGAAGUUGCCUCCUAUUGUGCGCCCCCCUGAAAACAUAGGUGUUGAUACACCAGCACAAAGUAAACUGCUGAAUUACAGAAGAUAUAAGGAGCAGCAGAAGACAAUUAAUCAGUUAGUACUGAAGUGGGGACAGGGAGAAAGCGAGAGUAGUAGGAAACGAGGAGACCAGGAUAUAGAGAUGAGAUUUCCCUGGGUCGAAGAUGGGGUGAAGUCUGUUGAUAGAGUUCCAGGACUGAGACAGGAUUUCAACUAUAUUUAUAUGAAGCAAUGUGUAGAAAGUAGUCCUAUGGUGCCUAUUCAGCAGGAAUGGCUGGAUCACAUGUUAAUGCUGAUACCUGAGUCUUUAAAGGAAGGGAAAGAAAGAGAAAAACUUGUUGAAAGUCUCAUAAAUGAGGUGUCAAGUGACUUUGAAAAAAGCAUGAAGAGAUAUCUGGUGAGGAGUGUUCUCGUGAAACCUCCGGUUAAAUGGCUUGAAGAUGAAGGAGGUCCUUUACCUGAAUCCCCUGUAGGACUGGAUUAUUCUAAGCCUUGGCAUUCUAGCUAUGUGCAGACAAGAAGUCAAAUAUUAGCUAAUUUGCACAUUGUUCAUCCAACUAUGAAAAUAUUACUGGACCUUGGUUAUACGACAUUUUCCAAUACGAUUUUGCUAGAUUUAACAGGAAUUAGAGCUAAAGGGCCAAUUGAUUGUGAAUCACUAAAAAAUGAUCUGUCAAUACAAGCUAGAAAGGCAGAAGAGAAGAUAAUGAACACAUGGUAUCCAAAGGUCAUAAAUCUUUUCACAAAGAAGGAGGCUCUAGAAGGCAUCAGACCUGAAAAAUGGGAUGCAUUUUAUAACUGUGUUUCUACACUUAUGUCAAAUCAGCUAAAGGAUUUCUUAAAGAGAACUGUAGAAGGAUUUGUGAAGCUCUUUGACCAAGAAGAUCAAUGUGGGCUGCCAGUAUUUAAGAUGGAACUGACAUUUGAUGAUGAUAAAAUGGAAUUUUAUCCUACCUUUCAAGAUUUGGAAGAUGUUGUUUUGGGUUUGGUAGAGCGAAUAACUGAAGCUCUGCAGAAUGUCCAAACAGUUCCCUCUUGGCUCUCAGGAACUUCACCAGCUGUAAAUCUGGACACAGAACUUCCUGAACAUGUGUCACAAUGGGCUGUUACUACACUGAAGGCAGCAGUACAUCAUAACUUAGAAGGUGCAAGAAAACAUUAUGAGACAUAUGUUGAAAAAUAUAAUUGGCUUCUUGAUGGAUCUGCGGUUGAGCUGAUAGAGACUUUCCAAGCAGAAGAUCAUACUUUUGAUGAAUACACAGAAUUUAUAGGAAGAUUUCUCAGUCUCGCCUCAGAAAUAAUGCUUUUGCCUCAGUGGGUUCAUUUCCCUAUGGUGCGUUUGGAUUGUGAAGAUUUGAAGACGGGUCUAACAAACAAAGCAAAAGCCUUUGCAAACAUAUUAUUAAAUGACAUAGCUUCAAAACAUAGAAAAGAAAAUGAAAGUAUCUGCAGUGAUUUUGAAGCAAUUAAAGAGCAUGCAUUAAAAGCCCCUGAGACAACAGAAGAGAUGAUGGAUCUGAUAUCUUAUGUAGAAAAAGCCCGGACUAUAGGGAUUCAAGAGUUGAUUUUACGGAUCAAGGAAUCCAAACGCCGAAUGAGUUACUUUUUAGAUGUUUUCCUAUUUCCUCCAGAAGACUUAGCUUUAAAUUCAACUGUCCUUAUGUGGCCUUGGAAAAUUAAUCCCAUCUUUGAUGAAAAUGAUGAGCUUAUUGAGAAUGCAAAACAUGAAAAAGAAAAUGAGCUGAUAGCCAAGAGAGAGAAACUGAUUUUGGAAAUAGAAAAGGAAUCACGCCGCAUGGAAGAGUUUACAGAAUUUGCGGAACUGGACCGCAUGCAACAGUAUGUGACAGAUGUAAGGCAACUACAGAAACGUAUUCAGGAGUCUGAAGAAGCAGUUCAGUUUAUUAAUAAGGAAGAGGAACUUUUCAAAUGGGAACUGACAAAAUAUCCUGAACUGGAUAAAUUAAAAGUGAACAUUGAGCCCUAUCAGAAGUUUUUUAAUUUUGUUCUCAAGUGGCAGCGAACAGAAAAACGGUGGAUGGAUGGAGGCUUUUUGGACCUCAAUGGAGAAAACAUGGAAGCUGAUGUAGAUGAAUUUUCCCGAGAAGUUUUUAAGACACUGAAAUUUUUCCAAAUGAAGCAUAAGAAAGAAUUGCAAGAAAAAAGAAAGGCAGCAAAACAGCGGUCUCUGGGAGAGGACAAGCUGGAAGAAGAACCGAAAGAGAAUCCUACUAUUAUUAUGUGCUCCACAGUAAUGGAGCAGAUUAAAGUUUUUAAGGACUAUAUCCCAACUGUCUCCAUCUUGUGCAAUCCAGGAAUGAGAGCUCGUCACUGGAAGCAGAUAUCAGAAAUUGUAGGCUAUGACUUGACUCCAGACUCUGGAACUACACUGAGAAAAAUUUUAAAAUUAAACCUUACACCAUACUUGGAAAAAUUUGAAGUGAUAAGUGCAGGUGCAAGCAAGGAAUUUUCACUAGAGAAAGCCAUGCAUAUAAUGAUAGGAACCUGGGAUGAUAUUGCUUUUCAUAUAACUCCAUAUCGUGAUACUGGAGUCUCUAUUCUUUCUUCAGUAGAUGAGAUUCAGACUCUCCUUGAUGAUCAAAUUAUAAAAACUCAGACAAUGAGAGGCUCACCUUUCAUCAAACCAUUUGAAAAAGAGAUCAAGGCCUGGGAAGACCGUUUGAUUCGAAUACAAGAAACGAUUGAUGAAUGGUUAAAAGUACAAGCUCAGUGGCUGUACUUGGAGCCCAUUUUUUGUUCUGAGGAUAUCAUGCAACAGAUGCCAGAAGAAGGGCGUCAGUUUCAGACAGUAGACAGACAUUGGAGAGAUAUCAUGAAGUUUUGUAAAAAAGAUCCCAAGGUCCUUGCUGCUACUUCUUUAACAGGUUUAUUGGAAAAAUUGCAGAACUGCAAUGAACUUUUGGAGAAAAUUAUGAAAGGGCUCAAUGCGUAUCUUGAAAAAAAACGGCUUUUCUUCCCUCGUUUUUUCUUCUUAUCUAAUGAUGAAAUGUUAGAGAUUUUGUCAGAGACCAAAGAUCCACUAAGAGUUCAGCCUCAUUUAAAAAAAUGCUUUGAGGGCAUUGCUAAACUGGAAUUCCUUCCCAAUUUGGACAUUAAGGCCAUGUAUAGCUCUGAAGGGGAGCGAGUGGAACUGAUUGCACUUAUUUCCACGUCUGCAGCGCGAGGUGCUGUGGAAAAGUGGCUCAUUCAAGUGGAAGAUUUAAUGCUCCGGAGUAUUCACGAUGUGAUCGCUGCAGCCAGGCUGGCUUAUCCAGAAUCUGCAAGAAGAGACUGGGUUCUAGAGUGGCCUGGACAAGUUGUCCUUUGUGUUUCUCAAAUGUUCUGGACUUCUGAGACACAAGAAGUUAUAAGUGGUGGGACAGAGGCAUUAAAGAAGUACUAUCAGGAACUCCAGAAUCAACUGAAUGAUAUUGUAGCGCUGGUAAGGGGAAAACUGUCGAAGCAGACCAGGACUACUCUGGGGGCUUUGGUUACAAUUGAUGUCCAUGCUAGAGACGUGGUCAUGGACAUGAUUGAUAUGGGUGUCUCACAUGACACAGAUUUUCAGUGGCUUGCUCAGCUUCGAUAUUAUUGGGAAUAUGACAAUGCCCGAGUUCGUAUCAUUAAUUGCAAUGUAAAAUAUGCUUAUGAAUAUCUUGGUAAUUCACCUCGACUUGUCAUUACUCCUCUAACUGACAGGUGUUACAGAACAUUGAUAGGUGCCUUCUAUUUAAACCUUGGAGGAGCUCCAGAGGGGCCAGCAGGCACAGGAAAAACUGAAACUACCAAGGACUUGGCUAAAGCUCUUGCUGUCCAAUGUGUGGUGUUCAACUGUUCAGACGGGCUAGAUUAUCUAGCCAUGGGAAAGUUUUUUAAAGGAUUGGCUUCUUCUGGUGCUUGGGCUUGCUUUGAUGAAUUUAAUCGAAUUGAGUUGGAAGUGUUGUCAGUGGUAGCUCAACAGAUCCUUUGCAUUCAGAGAGCCAUUCAACAGAAACUGGAUGUGUUUAUUUUUGAAGGGACAGAACUUAAGCUCAAUCCAAACUGUUUUGUAGCUAUCACGAUGAAUCCUGGCUAUGCAGGACGUUCUGAAUUGCCAGACAAUCUUAAGGUUCUUUUUAGAACAGUGGCUAUGAUGGUUCCAAACUAUGCCCUCAUAGCAGAAAUCUCCCUCUACUCCUAUGGAUUUUUGAAUGCAAAACCUCUGUCCGUGAAGAUCGUGAUGACCUACAGGCUUUGCUCAGAGCAGCUCUCCUCACAGUUUCAUUACGACUAUGGAAUGCGAGCAGUAAAAGCGGUUUUAGUGGCUGCUGGAAACCUUAAACUAAAAUUUCCAAAUGAAAAUGAAGAUAUACUUCUUCUUCGAUCAAUUAAGGAUGUAAAUGAACCGAAGUUUCUAUCACAUGAUGUCCCCUUAUUUAAUGGAAUAACUAGUGAUCUGUUUCCUGGUAUUAAACUUCCUGAAGCUGACUAUCAUGAAUUUUUGGAAUGUGCUCAUGAAGCCUGCAAAGUACAUAAUCUUCAGCCAGUUAAAUUUUUUCUUGAAAAAAUGAUUCAGACAUAUGAAAUGAUGAUUGUUAGACAUGGUUUUAUGUUGGUAGGAGAGCCUUUUGCUGCUAAGACAAAAGUUCUGCAUAUGCUGGCUGAUACUCUAACUCUUAUGAAUGAACGUGGCUAUGGAGAGGAAGAAAAGGUUAUUUAUAGGACUGUAAACCCCAAAUCCAUUACUAUGGGUCAACUUUUUGGACAGUUUGACCCAGUGUCUCAUGAGUGGACUGAUGGUAUUGUGGCCAACACUUUUAGAGAAUUUGCCUUAUCAGAAACACCUGACCGGAAAUGGGUUGUAUUCGAUGGUCCCAUUGACACUUUGUGGAUAGAGAGCAUGAACACAGUAUUGGAUGAUAAUAAAAAGCUUUGCCUUAUGAGUGGAGAAAUCAUUCAGAUGUCCCCUCAAAUGAGCCUCAUCUUUGAAGCAAUGGACCUUUCCCAGGCCUCGCCUGCCACUGUAAGCCGCUGUGGCAUGAUUUAUUUGGAACCCUCACAGUUAGGAUGGGAACCAAUUGUAUCCUCGUGGUUGAAUUCCCUGAAAGGACCUCUGCAAGAACCAGAUCAUCAAGCUCUUCUGAGAGGACUCUUUGACUGGUUAAUAAAGCCCUCCUUAAACCAGAGGUAAAAUUUAUUCCUGCUAAACUCUUUGGAUAAAACUAUAGUAACUAAAGCUUUAAAAUUCCCAAUCGUUUUCCAUAUUUCAAGGUAUUUUAAAUAUGUGACUUUAAAACUCACAUGUAUAUUUAUAAAACAAUUUUUUAACCAACAGGCUUCCUUCGUAUUUUCUUUGAUUUGGUCCAUUGGAGGGAGUUGUGAUACAGAGGGUCGGAUUGUUUUUGACACCUUCCUACGGUUAAUCAUAAUGGGAAGAGACGUAAACAACCCGGUGCCAGACUCUGUGGGUAAAUGGGAAUGCCACUUUGAUGAAAAAGGCCUGGUCUAUGACUACAUGUAUGAGUUGAAAAACCGAGGUCGCUGGGUCCACUGGAAUGAAUUAAUUAAAAGUGCUUAUCUAGGAGAAAAACAUGUCAAGAUUCAAGAUAUAAUAGUCCCUACAAUGGACACAAUUAGAUAUACAUUUCUAAUGGAUUUGAGUAUUACCUAUGCAAAGCCAUUGCUUUUUGUGGGUCCAACCGGUACAGGAAAAUCAGUGUAUGUGAAGGAUAAACUAAUGAAUCACUUGGAAAAGGACCAGUAUUUCCCUUUUUAUAUUAAUUUCUCUGCACGGACCAGUGCCAACCAGGUUCAGAAUAUUAUUAUGGCUAGAUUGGAUAAAAGACGCAAAGGAGUUUUUGGACCACCUAUGGGAAAGAAGUGUGUAAUUUUUAUAGAUGACAUGAAUAUGCCUGCAUUGGAGAAAUACGGAGCUCAACCUCCUAUUGAAUUAUUACGACAAUUUUUUGACUGUGGGAACUGGUAUGACCUUAAGGAUACAAGUAAAAUCACAUUGGUUGACAUAGAGCUGAUGGCUGCCAUGGGCCCUCCAGGUGGUGGAAGAAAUCCAGUCACUCCUCGUUUUAUUCGACAUUUCAACAUCUGCUCUAUUAAUACUUUCAGUGACGAAACUAUGGUCCGAAUCUUCUCCUCAAUUGUAGCAUUCUACCUUAGGACUCAUGAGUUUCCUCCAGAGUACUUUUUAAUUGGGAACCAACUUGUCAGUGGGACAAUGGAGGUAUAUAAACGAUCCAUGGAAAAUCUUUUGCCCACUCCCGCAAAAUCCCAUUACACUUUCAACUUGCGGGAUUUUUCACGUGUCAUCCGGGGCUGCUUACUCAUUGAAAAAGAUGCUGUGGAGAGCAAACACACCAUGACCCGCUUGUUUGUGCAUGAAGUUCUCCGGGUGUUUUAUGACCGCCUCGUUAAUAACGAGGAUCGAUACUGGCUGUUCAAUUUAAUCAAAGCUGUUAUAAAGGACCAUUUUAAAGAAUCAUUUGAUGGUGUCUUUUCACAUUUGAGGAGAGAUAAUGCACCCAUAUCUGAAGGAGACUUGAGAAAUCUCAUGUUUGGUGAUUAUAUGAAUCCUGAUCUUGAAGGAGACGACAGACUUUAUGUUGAAAUUCCAAAUAUUCAUCAUUUUAGUGACAUUGUGGAACAAUGCUUAGAUGAGUAUAAUCAAACUCACAAGACAAGAAUGAAUCUUGUCAUUUUUAGGUAUGUAUUGGAACAUUUAUCACGAAUAUGUCGAAUUCUAAAGCAGUCAGGUGGAAAUGCCUUGCUUGUUGGACUUGGAGGCAGUGGUCGUCAAUCUUUAACCCGUCUGGCUACAUCCAUGGCAAAAAUGCAGAUUUUCCAACCAGAAAUUUCUAAAAGCUAUGGUAUGAAUGAGUGGAGAGAGGAUUUGAAGGUUCUAUUAAGGGACGUGGGCAUGAAGGGCCAGAAGACAGUCUUUCUAAUCACGGACACUCAGAUUAAAGAGGAAGCUUUUCUAGAGGAUAUUGACAGUGUGCUCAAUACUGGAGAAGUACCUAACAUUUUUGCUGCAGAUGAAAAACAGGAAGUGAUGGAGGGUGUUCGUCCUGUAGCUCAGGCUGGCAGUAAACACUAUGAACUCAGUCCCUUGGCCCUGUUUGCAUUCUUUGUGAAUCGCUGCAAAGAUAAUCUUCAUGUUGUAGUGGCCUUUAGCCCCAUUGGAGAUGCUUUUCGGAAUCGCUUGAGACAGUUCCCAUCCCUCAUCAAUUGCUGUACCAUUGACUGGUUUCAGCCAUGGCCUGAAGAUGCCCUUGAACUUGUAGCUAUGAAAUUCUUAGAAACACUGGAGCUUACUGAGGUUGAAAGACGAGAGAUAGUUCCAAUCUGCAAACACUUUCACACUACCAUUAUGGAUCUUUCAGAAAGGUUCUUGCAGCAGUUAGGACGGCAUAACUAUGUUACUGCUACUUCUUACCUCGAACUUAUUGCCUCAUUUCGACAGCUUUUGACUAAGAGGCGACAAGCUGUCAUGGAAGCAAAACAGAGAUAUGUGAAUGGGCUUGACAAAUUAGCUUUUGCCGAGUCUCAGGUUGGAGAAAUGAAAAUGGAGCUUGUUCAAUUACAGCCCAAAUUGGAAGAAGCUAAAAUUGAAAAUGCACAUAUGAUGCAGAUUAUCGAGAUAGAGUCUGCACAAGUGGAAGCAAAAAGAAAGUUUGUGAAAUUAGAUGAAGAGAUAGCCAGUGGCAAGGCUGAGGAAGCCCAAGCUCUGAAAAAUGAGUGUGAGAGUGACCUGGCUGAGGCAAUUCCAGCCUUGGAAGCAGCCCUGUCUGCCCUGGAUACACUCAAGCCAGCUGACAUUACAAUUGUGAAAUCAAUGAAGAAUCCUCCGUCUGGUGUUAAAUUAGUUAUGGCUGCUAUCUGUGUCAUGAAAGAUAUAAAACCAGAAAAAAUUUCAGAUCCUUCAGGAACUGGAGGCAAGAUAUUAGAUUACUGGGGACCUAGCAAAAAGCUUCUGGGAGAUAUGAAUUUCUUAAGAGAGUUGAGAGAAUAUGACAAGGACAACAUUCCAGUGACUGUUAUGCAGAAGAUACGUGGCGAGUACCUAACAAACCCUGAAUUUGACCCUUCUAAGAUUGCGAAAGCUUCUUCUGCUGCUGAGGGUCUGUGUAAGUGGAUCAUGGCUAUGGAAGUGUAUGACAGAGUUGCAAAGGUAGUAGCUCCUAAGAAAGCCCGCUUAGCAGAAGCUCAGAAGUCCCUAGCUGAGACCAUGGAGCUUUUGAAUCAGAAGAGAGCAGAACUGGCAGAAGUAGAACAUCAUGUGGAAAAUUUACAAAGAACAUUUAUCGAGAAAACUGAGGAAAAGGCUCGUUUAGAAGAUCAGGUGGAACUCUGCGCUAAGAAACUAGAAAGAGCCUCAAAACUAAUUGGAGGACUGGGUGGAGAAAAAUCAAGAUGGUCUCAAGCUGCAGAUGACCUUCAGGUGAUAUAUGAAAAUUUGACUGGUGACGUCUUAGUAUCAGCAGGAGUAAUAGCCUAUCUUGGUGCUUUCACUUCUGGCUUUCGACAAACAUGUACAGAAGAUUGGAGUAUGUUGUGCAAGAAGAAAAGAAUUCCAUGUUCAGAGGAGUUCUCAUUGAGUAAGACUCUGGGUGAUCCAGUAAAAAUUAGAGCCUGGAACAUAGCUGGACUGCCAACAGAUACUUUCUCAAUAGAUAAUGGAGUGAUUGUUAAUAACUCCAGGCGUUGGCCCUUAAUGAUUGACCCUCAGGGUCAAGCCAAUAAGUGGAUCAAAAACUCUGAAAAAGAAAAUCAGCUUAGCAUUAUUAAGUUAUCUGAUUCGGACUAUAUGAGAACACUGGAAAAUUGUAUUCAGUUUGGAACUCCACUUCUAUUAGAAAAUGUUGGUGAAGAACUGGACCCAUCUUUGGAGCCUUUACUACUUAGACAAACUUUUAAGCAAGGUGGCAUUGACUGCAUCAGACUUGGUGAGGUCAUUAUUGAGUAUUCCUUUGAUUUCAAGUUUUAUAUCACCACAAAACUGAGAAAUCCACACUUUAUGCCAGAACUGGCUACAAAGGUGUCUUUGCUCAAUUUCAUGAUAACUCCGGAAGGACUUGAAGAUCAGUUACUAGGUAUUGUUGUUGCAAAGGAGAGACCAGAAUUAGAAGAGGAACGAAAUGCCCUUAUUCUUCAGUCUGCAGCUAAUAAGAAACAGCUAAAAGAUAUAGAGAAGAAAAUUUUAGAAACAUUAUCAUCUUCAGAAGGCAACAUUUUAGAAGACGAAAGUGCAAUUAAAGUCUUAGACUCUGCUAAAAUGAUGUCCAAUGAGAUAACAAAGAAACAGCAGAUUGCAGAGAAAACAGAACUCAAAAUAGCAGAGUCUCGAGAAGGCUACAGACCCAUUGCUAAACAUUCAUCAGUAUUAUUCUUCAGCAUUGCAGACCUGGCUAACAUCGAUCCCAUGUACCAGUACUCUCUCACCUGGUUUGUGAACCUUUACAUCAACUCCAUUCAUGACAGUAACAAAUCCAAAAUUUUGGAAAAGCGCCUACGAUAUUUAAAUGACCACUUCACAUACAACUUAUAUUGUAAUAUAUGCCGAUCACUAUUUGAGAAGGACAAGCUUCUGUUUUCCUUUUUAUUAUGUGCCAAUCUUCUUCUGGCAAAGAAAGAGAUUGAGUACCAGGAACUGAUGUUUCUUUUAACUGGAGGAGUAAGUCUUAAGAGUACUGAGAAAAAUCCUGACCCAACUUGGCUAUCAGAUAAAAGCUGGGAGGAAAUUUGUCGGGCAAGUGAAUUUCCUGCCUUCAAAGAACUCAGGGAACAUUUUUGCAAACAUAUAACUGAAUGGCGGGAAAUCUAUGACAGUAAAGAGCCACAUAAUGCUAAAUUUCCAGCACCAAUGGAUGAAAGACUGAAUGAACUACAGAAGAUAAUAAUUCUUCGGUGCCUAAGACCUGAUAAGAUAACUCCAGCUAUAACAAAUUAUGUAACUGAUAAACUGGGGAAAAAGUUUGUGGAGCCUCCACCAUUUGAUUUGACAAAGAGUUACUUGGACUCAAACUGUACCAUUCCUUUAAUUUUUGUGCUCUCUCCAGGAGCAGAUCCCAUGGCCAGCCUGCUGAAAUUUGCAAAUGAUAAAGCGAUGUCUAGAAAUAAAUUUCAUGCUAUUUCACUGGGACAAGGACAAGGACCAGUUGCAACAAAAAUGAUUAAAGCAGCGAUAGAAGAAGGAACUUGGGUGUGCCUACAGAAUUGUCACCUCGCUGUCUCCUGGAUGCCCGUAUUGGAAAAAAUAUGUGAAGAUUUUACUCCUGAAGUCUGUAAUCCAUCCUUUAGGCUUUGGCUCACAAGUUAUCCUUCUCCAAAAUUCCCAGUAACCAUCCUACAGAAUGGAGUAAAAAUGACUAAUGAGCCUCCCACAGGUCUUCGGCUAAAUCUCCUCCAAUCAUAUCUCACUGAUCCCGUUUCUGAUUCUCAGUUUUUCAGUGGAUGCCAGGGAAAGGAACUGGCAUGGGAGAAGUUGCUGUUUGGAGUUUGUUUUUUUCAUGCCCUGGUGCAAGAGAGAAAGAAAUUUGGUCCUCUUGGUUGGAAUAUUCCAUAUGGAUUUAAUGAAUCUGACUUACGCAUCAGUAUUCAACAACUACAGUUAUUUAUAAAUGAGUACAACACAAUUCCAUUUGAAGCCAUCUCCUACCUGACUGGGGAAUGUAACUAUGGAGGAAGAGUGACAGAUGACUGGGACAGACGUCUCCUCUUAACCAUGCUGGCUGACUUUUAUAAUCCACAAAUAAUUGAAAACCCUCAUUACAAGUUUUCUCCCAGUGGAAACUAUUUUGCACCUCCCAAAGGCUCCUACGAUGAGUACAUUGAAUUCAUUAAGAAACUUCCAUUUACUCAACACCCUGAGAUAUUUGGAUUACAUGAAAAUGUUGAUAUCUCCAAAGAUCUGCAUCAAACCAAAGUCCUCUUUGAGUCCUUGCUUCUCACCCAGGGAGGCUCCAAACAGACCAGGUCCUCAGGAAGUACUGACCAGAUUCUAUUAGAAAUUACUGAAGAUAUUCUCAACAAGCUACCGAAUGAUUUCAACAUUGAAACAGCACUAUUGAAGUAUCCUGUGAGCUAUGAAGAGAGCAUGAAUACUGUGUUAGUACAAGAAAUGGAAAGAUUUAACAAUUUAAUUAGAACUAUACGCAAUACUCUACGGGACCUUGAAAAAGCUAUUAAGGGUUUGGUCGUAAUGGAUUCUGCACUGGAGGCACUCUCUGGCAGUUUGCUUGUUGGAAAGGUUCCAGAAAUAUGGGCUGCACGAUCAUAUCCAAGUCUUAAACCCCUAGGAAGUUACAUCACAGAUUUUCUAGCCCGGUUGAACUUUUUACAGGACUGGUAUACUUCAGGAAAACCUUGUGUGUUUUGGCUCUCAGGAUUCUUUUUCACCCAAGCCUUUCUCACUGGAGCGAUGCAGAAUUAUGCCAGAAAAUAUACCAUCCCUAUCGACUUACUAGGAUAUGAAUUUGAGGUUAUUCCUUCAGAUACAUCUGAGACGGCGCCAGAGGACGGCGUUUACAUCCACGGGUUAUAUCUUGAUGGAGCACGCUGGUCCCGAACAAGUGGAUUGCUUGCUGAGCAACAUCCCAAACUUCUCUUUGACCUGAUGCCCAUCAUAUGGAUAAAACCAACUAAAAAGACUGAGAUUGUGAAGUCGAAUGCCUACACCUGUCCCCUUUACAAGACAAGUGAACGUAAAGGAACUCUCUCCACAACAGGACAUUCUACCAACUUUGUUAUUGCAAUGUUGUUAAAGACAGACCAACCCACUCAACACUGGAUCAAGCGUGGGGUUGCCUUGCUUUGUCAACUGGAUGACUAA
Messenger RNA from Puma concolor (puma), 11913 nucleotides. Lineage: Eukaryota; Metazoa; Chordata; Mammalia; Carnivora; Felidae. The record is from RefSeq and is a predicted model, not a curated record.